UGGUGAACAUAUUUGAGAAGGCGUCCAAUUCCAAAGAUUUCAAUCAGAACACAGUUUUCCUCUCAUCAUUAUUAAGAGAGGACUUUUGAUAUCAGUAUUCCAUCUGUCUUUCUCAAAUGGUUCAGAGAAGUCGCAUACAAGUCUUCUUGCUUCCUGGCAGUCUGCCAUUGGCGGAAUCCAGAACAGGUGUUGGCUGUGACUGCGCAGGCACAGAGAAUGCCACCUGGCUAAGUCUACGACCACCAAUAAAAGGUGAGAAAUAGCUGGAGUCGUUCCACAGAGCUCAGAGGAUCACCCUAGUGUGCAUUUGCCUCAGUGUUUCUGCCUGACGUGAUCAUGAAGACAACGUUAGUUCUCUUCGGCUUCUUCCUGGCCUUGGCGCAGUGCCAGAUCACCGAACUGACGAAACGUGGAAGCGACGAUUCUGGGGAUACACAAGUUUCAAAAGUUAAGGUUAAACCUAAUUGCAAACCAACUGAUGCAUGCACUCGUAAUGGUGGCUAUUGCAUCGAAAAUAGGAAGAAAGGAGACUGCGACGGACUCCUCUUUCCAAAUGAAUGCAAAACACCCUUAUGUUCCUGCUGUGUAAAAGUGAAACUGGAUGAAUGCGCAGCAGGGAACGACAAUUGCCCCACCAACUCAGAAUGCCAGGAUAAAGAAAUAGGCUACGAAUGCGCUUGCAAUGCAGGCUUUGAGCAAUGUGGAGAUACAAAUGAAUGUGACAGCAAUCCCUGUGGGCCAAACUCCCAGUGCCAGAAUACACAUGGAAGUUAUGAGUGUGUCUGCAAUGCUGGGUACGAAUCAGUCAACGGAGCUUGUGCUGAUAUCAAUGAAUGUGAUUCGAGUCCUUGUGAUCCCAACGGCGUCUGCUCCAACAGCCCUGGAAGUUUCAGCUGCAGCUGCAGUGAAGGAUACGAUUUCAGUGGGGGAUCUUGUGUGGACAUCGAUGAAUGUUUGAGCAGUCCAUGUCCAGAUGUCUCCGUGUGCAUGAACGCGCCUGGAAGUUACCAGUGUCAGUGUCCUCCUGGUUACAGCUUGACCCCAGGAGGUUGUGUUGAUAUCGAUGAUUGCACUUCUGUCACUUGCCCUGCGCACCAAUUUUGUUGGGAUGAACUCCUGGGUUAUGAUUGUACUUGCUACGCUUGUGCUGAGCGAUGCCAAUAUGGUGCAGUUUUCGUCAAGGAAUGCAAUUCUUGCUUAAAGCUCAUUUCUGGAAAUAUGACCUUUUCUGAAGCACAGCUACGUUGUAGGCAAGACUUCCUUUUCCUACUUGAUGUACGCAGCGAUAAAGACUUUCCGCUGGUGACUUCAUAUCUCUUGUCUGGCAUUUCGGAUAUGGCCUGGAUUGGACGAAACCGUAACUACCAUGGCUCUCUUCAAGGUCGAUGCUUCGGUCUGACCCCGACCAGUAACUUGCCUGGGGCUAUGAGUGUGCCCUGUAAUUCCAAGCUCAAAUACGCUGUUUGUGUUGCAUAUAGGUACUAUUAGUUUGAGCAAUAUGCAAAGUGUUCCAAGUUGUCAAACAAAUUCUUUUCUGCAAAAACUAUUAUAUUUGACCAAUCUUAAAGGUGUUUUUAGAAUUGUAAAACAAUUUCUUAUCUACAAGGCACAUUUAGAUUUGAGCAAUCACCAACGUGUUUUUGAAGUUGAAGCAAUAAAGUUUUACCUGCAAGGGACUUUUAGAUUUGGUGAAUCUUCAAGGUUUUAAACUUGCAAAACAAAUUUAGAUUUGGUCAUUCUUCAAGGUGUUUUGAAUGUUGCAAAGAUAUUCUUUUCUGCAAAUAACUUUUAGGUUUCACCACUAUUUAAGGUGUUUUUAAAGUUGUUAAACAAAUUUUUAUCUUCAGGUUUGACCAAUCUUC
Messenger RNA from Macrobrachium nipponense, 1862 nucleotides. RefSeq names its product fibropellin-3-like. NCBI's taxonomy places the organism in Eukaryota, Metazoa, Arthropoda, Malacostraca, Decapoda, Palaemonidae. Bases 337 to 1488 code for a protein of 383 amino acids. The transcript has 10 exons. Gene Ontology annotation, molecular function: calcium ion binding. The record is from RefSeq and is a predicted model, not a curated record.